AUCGAGCGGCGACGGUUGCCGGGGCCGCGGCGGCGCGGUUGCCGCGGCAACGGCGGAGCUGAGAACGCGCAGUCAGCGCUGCCCGCCCGCUCAGCCGCACAGCCCCGUUCCACCUGGGGAGCUGCCACACCGCCGCCGCCCGCCCACCGGCCGGUAGGAGCCGCAGGGCGGCCGGGGCUGCGGGCGGGGCCGCCCCGAGAGCUGCUGAUCUGUCCGCAGGGUCCCGGUUCAGCCCCGGGACCAGGGGCAGGUUCGCCGCGGCCCCGGCACCGAGCGCGGCGCGGUUAACGGGAGAGCUCCGGCCGCUCCCGUUAACGGGACACUGCGGGAGCCGCUGGGGCGCUGCUUUUACAGCCCCGAGAGAAGCCCCGGCUCCCCGCGGGCCCGGCGCUCGAUGCAUUGCCGCAUUAUCUUUACAACACUUAAACCCGCUCGGCUUUAUGGCCUCUGAUUGUCAGCGCUCCCCUCCGGCUUCUCUGCCUCUUGUUGCAGCAUCAUCAACUCCUUGACUUACUGCUUGGGGCUCUGGGACUGCAGGCGCUCGACACAACACAUCUCCUCUUUUUCCUGCCUUUUGCUUUUCUAGUUUUUUUUGUUUUUGUUUUUGUUUUUUUUUUUCCAAAUAACUCAACAUGGAUGAGGUGGUGCAUACUCUAAGAAAGAUCGAGCAGAAGUACAAGCUCUUCAAGAAGCAGCAGUUCACAUUUAUCAGAGCACUGGAACAAACCCGAGAAGAGCCCCAUGAUUUCAUCAAACCUGUCUCAUCCAUAGUCCAGGUGCAGUUCUCCAAGCAAUACAACUGCUACAAUUCCACCGACAAGCGCAUCCUCAACAUGUUCAUCUCCAUCUGCAACGACCUCCGCAACCUCUGCCACAAGAUGGAACAUGUGCAUCCUGGGGACUGUGUGACCAAUGGCCUUUUGGAGAAGUGCAAAGUGCUCCUUAAUGACAGCAACGACUUCACUGCCCUCCGAGCCACUGACCACCACGGUGUUGUGCACUACCUGGGCACAGAGGAAACACAAAAUCGUUAUGGAGGGGUGGUGAGCCUCAUCCCCAUCGUUAUAGACACUAUAAAGGAGUGGAUCUAUUACAUGCAGUGGAACAGGCUGCCUGAUGAAGAAGAUUUCUAGAAAUAUCUAGCUGCAAAUUAGAGUCCACAACGAAGGCACCCUGGAAGCCACCAAGCAAAUACCCCAGUUAAAGGAUGGAUCAAAUCUCCUGCAUCAUGUGGUCACCACCUUUAAUCACCUGGCUGAUUAAACACAGUGAAAUGAACACUAGAUACUCAUCCUGAGUCCACUUUCUGAAGAGCUGCUCUGCAGCCACAGAUGCAUUUGCUCUCCCUUGCUGAGAUUUCCCCUCUGCCCCUCAUAUCCCCACAGAAGGAGCUGUAGCUACAGCUGCUGCCUGGGGCCAGCACUGCACUGGGAGCAGGGAACACUCAGCACUCAUCAGCUUCUAAUGUCUCCUACAGGAAUCUUGGACAAGUUACUUGAAAUAGGAUUUUACAUUUUAUUAGCCUUCUUUGUGAGGAACAUCCCCUCCCAGCCACAGGCAGCGGGGUGAAGAACCUGCCUGUCUGAAGGAUGUGAUGCAGAGCAGGAAAGGGCUGGCAUUAUGGGUUAGACAGGUCUUUGACUUGUCUCUAAAGUUCCCUCA
Molecule: messenger RNA, 1662 nt
Organism: Oenanthe melanoleuca
Lineage: Eukaryota; Metazoa; Chordata; Aves; Passeriformes; Muscicapidae
Product: sperm acrosome-associated protein 9-like
Exons: 5
Coding region: 633-1133 (166 amino acids)
Cellular component (GO): ciliary base; sperm flagellum; acrosomal vesicle
Source: RefSeq, a predicted model, not a curated record